AUGCUCAGUGGAGGGUCCGGCCGCAGGCGCAGGCUGGGGCCCACCUCCAGCGCCCAACGGGGGAGAGGGAGGCCGGGAGUCAUUAUGGAAAAAUACCAGAUUUUGGAACAGCUGAAUCCUGGGGCCUUGGGGGUGAACCUGGUAGUGGAGGAGAUAAAAACCCAAGUAAAGCUUGUGAUAAAGCAGGUGGAAUGCAUCGAUGAUCAUAAUGCCAACGAGGCCCUGGAGGAGCUGAUGCCGCUGCUGAAGCUCCGGCACGACCACAUCGCCUUCUACCGGGAGCUGUUCAUCACCUGGAAUGGCAAGAUCUCCUCUCUGUUCCUCUGCCUGGUGAUGGACUACAGCGCAGGAAGCUUCCAGAAGGUCAUUGAGAAGAAGAGAGAGAAAAAGACCAUCAUCGACUCUGAGUGGCUGCAGAACAUGCUGGGCCAGGUGUUGGACGCUCUGGAAUACCUGCACCAGCUGGACAUCAUCCACAGGAACCUCAAGCCCUCCAACAUCGCCCUGGUCAGCAGCAACCACUGCAAGCUGCAAGACCUGAGCUCAGAAGUGCUGAUGACCCACAAAGCCAAGUGGAACAUCCGUGCGGAAGAAGACCCCGUUCAGAAGUCCUGGAUGGCCCCCGAGGCCCUCAACUUCUCCUUCAGCAAGAAAGCUGACAUCUGGUCCCUGGGCUGCAUCAUUCUCGACAUGGUCAGCUGCUCCUUCCUGGAUGCCUCGGAGGCCAUGCUGCUGCGCAAGUCCAUCCGGAGUCUCCCGGGCGGCCUGAGGAGUGUCCUGAGCACCAUGGAGGGGCGGCAGAUCCCACAGGCGAAGAUGUUCAGUGCCCUUCUGCCCCAGAUGCUCCAGCCUGAGCCCUCGGAGCGCAUAGCAGUCGGGGACGUGAUCCGCAUCGUCUUCUCGAGCGGCAGCCUCAGGUCCUUGAGCUCCACCCUGACGCUGCACCGCCAGGAGGUGCCCGCCUUCGUCUCCGACGUGCUGCUGGCGGGCAGCUUGCCCACCGUUCUAGAGGUCAUGCAGAGCUCCAGCCGGCCCGAAGUCCAGCUCAAGGCCAUGAACAGGCUCCUGGCGAUGCCCGAUGACGAGCUAGGUAUCCCGUGGCCGAUGGAGCUGGUGGACCAGUUGAUCGGCAUCAUGAAGCAGCACGAGAGGAACCUGGACGUCCAGCUGCGCGCCUGCUCCCUGCUGCUACGCGUCCUUGGCCAAGCACUGGCAAAAGACCCGGCCGCUGAGUUACCCAGCGACAGCUCCGUCACCCUGGCCCUGCUGAGCAUCAUGCGGAGCCACCCCAAGUCCCAGCAGCUCCUGGGCAUGGGCUACACUCUGCUGGCCCGCCCGGCAGGACCCACUGCAGAGGAGCUGCAGAAGGCUGGGCUGUUCGAGCACAUCCUGGCACAUCUGGACACCUUCUCCGAGAACAGGGACGUCUGCAUCAGCGGCCUGAGCCUGCUCUGGGUCUUGCUGGUGGACGUCUCGGCUAUCAUCGUGAGUGCCCCCUUGGAGAAGGCCCCCGUCCUCGUUGCCAAGCUGCUGGCCACCUACCCCACAGAUGUGGAGAUGGCCGAAGUGGGCUGUGCGGUCCUCUGGCUGCUGUCAUUGCUCGGCUGCAUAAAGGAGCACCAGUUUGAAGAGGUGGUGGUGCUGUUUCUGCGAAGCAUGCGGCUGGGCCAAGACCGCGUCCUGCUGGUGAACAACGCCUACCGGGGGCUGGCCAGCCUCGUGAAGGUGUCCGAGCUGGCCGCGCUGCAGGUGGUGGUACCGCAGAAGGACAGCAGCGGCCUCACCCUUGUCAAGGAGACGUACCAGCUACACCGGGACAACCCGGGCGUGGUGGAGAACCUGUGCCUGCUGCUGGCCCACCUGGCCUCCUACCAGGACAUCCUGUCCGAGCUGCUGUCCAACAACAUCCAGCCCCUGGUCCAGGAGAUCAGGGAGCGCUUCACCUCCAGCCUGGUGAGUGCUGGCCAGGGCCCCGCACCCCAGAUCUCACAGACACCUGUGGCCAGACCCAGGUGGCAGUGA
Molecule: messenger RNA, 2022 nt
Organism: Pteropus alecto (black flying fox)
Lineage: Eukaryota; Metazoa; Chordata; Mammalia; Chiroptera; Pteropodidae
Gene: STKLD1
Product: serine/threonine kinase like domain containing 1
Biological process (GO): protein phosphorylation
Molecular function (GO): ATP binding; protein serine/threonine kinase activity
Source: RefSeq, a predicted model, not a curated record